Arabidopsis lyrata subsp. lyrata is the source of this 1994-nucleotide messenger RNA. Its product is annotated as RNA polymerase II transcription factor B subunit 2. The transcript has 16 exons. Gene Ontology annotation, molecular function: double-stranded DNA binding; ATPase activator activity. NCBI's taxonomy places the organism in Eukaryota, Viridiplantae, Streptophyta, Magnoliopsida, Brassicales, Brassicaceae. Gene Ontology annotation, cellular component: transcription factor TFIIH core complex; transcription factor TFIIH holo complex. The record is from RefSeq and is a predicted model, not a curated record. Gene Ontology annotation, biological process: nucleotide-excision repair. The coding region runs from base 359 to 1876 and encodes 505 amino acids.
AAUCGGUGGCUUAAUUCAUUUUGGUCAUCCUCUUCGAUCGAUUUCGUCAGUUUUCUUCGAUUCUGGGUAAUAAUAAUCGAUUGUAAUAGAGCUCUUCGAGAAAAGUGAGAACCUAAACCCUAAAUUCAAUUCUGUUUUGUUCUCAAACUCAAAUCGAAACUUUAAUCCUUCCUUAUUCGUUUUCUGGAGUUCUUCUUUAGUAGUGUUUUGGAUUCGGGGUUUGUGGAGUUCCUCUUUAGUUAUCUAGGUUUGCUUCGAGUUGAUCGCUGUGUGGCAUAAACCCUAAUUUCGUAGACAUUGUGGAGUUGCGCACUCUUUUAGAACCAGUCCAGUGAGUAAAGGAAUCCAAUUGGUGAAGAUGCCGCAAGUUAAGAUCAUUGCUAAAAAUUUCAUGGACAUGGUGGCGUCACUUCCAGCUAUCAAGCUUGACAAACUCUACAACAAUGUCUUUAUCUGCGAAGCCAUUCUCAGGUCUUUGCCGCCUCUUGCCAAGAAGUAUGUAUUGCAGAUGUUGUACAUUAAUGUUCCUGUACCUGCUGCGAUGAUGGAGGAGUGGGUUCUUGCAGAUGGUGCCUCCAAGCAUAGAGUUGCUAUUGAUCGACUGAUUCAAUUAAGGAUUUUUUCAGAAACUAGUGAUAGGAAAAGGGGAAUCAGCUACAGCCUAAAUCCUACAUUUCAGAACAAUCUUCAGAAACAUAUAAUUUCCGGUGGAGUUUUGCCUAGAGAGCCUAUGCAUUCCGACAAUGCCAUUAAACUUCCAAGCCUACAAGAACUCGAAACCUAUGCACUUAAGCAAUGGGAGUGUUUCUUGCUACAACUUAUAAAUUCGGGUCAAGGUGAGAAGCUAACUGGCAUCAGUUCAUCCAUGAUGAGAAUUUUCCAGCGAGGUUUAUUGAGUCAGAGAGACAAAGAUGGCCCGAGAUUAACUGAGAGUGGCUUUCAGUUUUUGCUGAUGGAUACAAAUGCCCAGCUUUGGUACAUUAUUCGAGAAUACAUAUCGAAUGCUGAGGAGCGAGAUGUAGAACCAGCAGACUUGAUUUCGUUUUUGUUGGAGCUUAGUUUUCAUGUUACUGGUGAGGCAUAUAACUCAAAUACUUUGACAGAGGUUCAAAAUAAUACCCUCAAGGACCUUGCAGACUUGGGAUUAGUUAAGCUUCAACAGGGAAGGAAAGACAGUUGGUUUAUUCCUACUAAACUGGCUACAAAUUUAUCAGUCAGUCUGGCAGAUUCAUCAGCGCGAAAAGAGGGAUUUGUCGUGAUGGAAACAAACUUCAGGAUGUAUGCAUACUCCACAUCUAAGUUACAGUGUGAAAUUUUACGACUGUUUGCGAGGAUAGAGUACCAACUUCCAAACCUUAUUGCUUGUGCCAUUACAAAGGAAAGUUUGUACAAUGCAUUUGACAAUGGCAUCACAUCAGAUCAGAUUAUAACUUUCCUCCAGCAGAAUUCUCAUCCACGAUGUGCUGAUCGGGUCCCAUCUAUUCCAGAAAAUGUCACUGAUCAGAUUCGGCUUUGGGAGACAGAUCUGAAGAGAAUUGAGAUGACCCAGGCUCACUUCUAUGAUGAAUUUCCUUCAAAAGAUGUGUUUGAGGCAGCGUGUGACUUUGCUCGGGAAUGGGGAGGCCUUCUUUGGGAAGACUCUAAGAGAAUGCGACUUGUUGUGAAAUCCGAAGUUCACAAUCAGAUGCGUGAGUUUCUUCAUAACCAAACCAACAGAAAGAGAAAGAAGAGUAGCGAUUUGAUGUCUUGUUACUCUAUUAGUUACCAUAGUUCUUAUCCUGCUAACACAUGCGCACCAGGCACCACAAACAGCUCCAGUCCGGGUAGAAAAACAUGGGUAGUGUCAAACUACAAGCUUUCUUGUCGAAAACCAUGAUGUAUAUAGAGUUAUAGACUAUUUGUCGGUAGACAUUACGAAGUUGAAACCUUUAGUUUGUUAGACCCAUUGUAAAUCACAGUAAACUUAUUAGGCAAUAGUAACCUUCUUCUAGAUA